Messenger RNA from Colletotrichum costaricense, 1002 nucleotides. RefSeq lists its product as uncharacterized. The transcript has a single exon. The coding region runs from base 1 to 1002 and encodes 333 amino acids. Lineage: Eukaryota; Fungi; Ascomycota; Sordariomycetes; Glomerellales; Glomerellaceae. The record is from RefSeq and is a predicted model, not a curated record.
AUGCUGGCGGCUGGUCUCUUCGGUUUCCCAGUUCUUCCUGUCCCCAGGAUGCCCCCUUUGAAUGUGGAAAAGCCGGAGGACUCCAAGUUCGAUGCUGUCCCUCGGGGCUGUCGUGUGCGGGCAACGGCAGCUACGAUGGGAACUACUGCUGCCCAGGUUCGUGAAUACAUCUUGAUACCUUUCUCACUUCUGCAUCAUCUGCUGACGCUCUUUGUCUUUGUUAGACUCCACCGACUGCUCGUCCUCGGCAUAUACUCACCCCAAGGUACCUCGCGCCGUUCCCCAGUGCGAUACACCGAGACGAGUAUCGUACUAACAGCCCAGUGCCCUGAUCCAUCAUGGAGUAUGUGGGUAGCAAAUGAUACUGUCAAUGAUAAGCCAGAUACUGGCGCAUGGUGUUGCAAGCCAGACUACAAGGGCGUGUAUCGGGACAACGGCACCGCCAACUACUUCUGCACGGCGACAUCUAUCUCCACCCUUCAGCUUAGCUACUACUGGGCGCAUAUUCUCACUACUACCACUUCGUGCUCUUUGACUGCAACGCCGGCUGGUCUGUCAACAGCUACGUCUACACUUUUGGCCUCAGUUACACCCAGCGCAACAUCUGUCGGGACCGGGACAGGCACAGCAUCCAGCACAGGCACCCGGUCUGAGUCGACUGGCACAACAUCUCCGGCCAGCGAAGAGCAGACCGGAAUCCCAGUUGGAGUCAAAGUUGGAGCAGCAGUCGGAUGCGUGGCGGGUGCCGCACUGAUUGUCGCGGGGAUCCUCUUCAUUAGAAAACGGAAGCAAAAGACGAUAGAGGGAGUUACGCUGACUGGGGAAACGGAAGAGGGACGUGGCAAGCCCGAGGCCAAAUACUUUCAUAAGGGUACCCGCCGCCCUAGUGAGCUGGAGACAGUCGAGCGAACUGUCGAGCUUGAUGGCGCUAGACCCAGGUAUGAGCUUGACGCGACGAGGAAAGAAGAUCAACUUGACGUUGUGUCUCCGAUGAGCAUGUGA